Aphanomyces astaci is the source of this 168-nucleotide messenger RNA. RefSeq lists its product as hypothetical. The record is from RefSeq and is a predicted model, not a curated record. Lineage: Eukaryota; Oomycota; Saprolegniomycetes; Saprolegniales; Verrucalvaceae. Bases 1 to 168 code for a protein of 55 amino acids. The transcript is spliced from 2 exons.
AUGUUCCUCCCGUUCCGCAACAUCUCGACAAAGCAAAGCGUGGCAGCCAUGGGGCUUUGCGUCGGCCUCGCGUACUUGUCAAAGUACCUCGACCGAUUGAUCGAGCAAGACGCGGCGGUCGCGUCGAAGACCAAGGGCACGGUGGCGUGGAGUUCGUUUGAAAAGUAA